Molecule: messenger RNA, 1994 nt
Organism: Phytophthora sojae
Lineage: Eukaryota; Oomycota; Peronosporomycetes; Peronosporales; Peronosporaceae
Exons: 5
Coding region: 16-1875 (619 amino acids)
Cellular component (GO): cytosol
Molecular function (GO): oxidoreductase activity; FMN binding; flavin adenine dinucleotide binding
Source: RefSeq, a predicted model, not a curated record
UCGUCGUCGAGGCCGAUGCCGCGGCUGCUGGUGCUGUACGGCAGCGAGACGGGCACGGCGCAGGACGUGGCCGAGUUCGUACAGCAGCGCGCGUUCAACCGGCAGCUGCUGGACACGCAGGUGGCGGCCAUGGACGCGUUCCCGGUGGCACAGCUGCUGCCGCAGUGCUCGACCGUCGUGUUCGUCGUGUCCACGACGGGCGACGGCGAGGCGCCCGAGAACAUGCGCAGCGCGUGGCGCAGUCUGCUGCGCAAGACGCUGGGGCCGCAGUGGCUGGCGGGCGUGCGCGUCGCCGUCUUCGGGCUGGGCGACUCCAGCUACGCCAAGUACAACGCGGUGGCGCGCCGCCUGCAGGCGCGUCUGCUGCAACUGGGCGCCUCGGAGCUCAUCGACCGGGGCCUGGGCGACGACCAGCACGCCUACUGCUACUUUGGCGCGCUGAACCCGUGGCUGGAGAAGCUCUGGGCGGCUGUGCUACAGCUGCACCCUCUGCCGGAGGGCGUCGCCAUCGACGACUCGCCGAAACCGAUCGAGCCUCGCUACUCCGUGGUCGUGCACGGUGCGGGGGAUAGCGAGGCGGAGGCUGCGAGGAAGCUGACGCCACGAACGGACGAGUCGAACUUCUACGCGCCACCACGCACGGCGGUGGGGGUCGAGAAGGGCAUCUACUUGGCUCCUGUCGUUGUGAACAAGAGAAUUACGGCCGAGGACUGGGAGCAGGAUGUCAGGCACUUGGAGUUUGAUAUCAGCAGUGGUGGUGGUGGUGGAUCGAGUGUGGGUGGAGCAGCGGACGCUCCGUUCAGGGCCGGGGAUAUCACCGUUGUGUACCCUGAGAACGUGGCGGGCGUGGACGACAUGCUCAAGUACGUUAAGAUGGACGGAGACACUGUCAUCUCGAUCAAGGCAGCAGACGGAGCGAAGCAGUUCGACCUGCCGUCUCCGGUUACCGUUCGUGAUGUAUUUGCAAAGUAUCUGGCCAUCCUGGAAAUCCCGCGCCGGAGCUUCUUUGAGAGGCUCUCGCUGUUUGCAGCGAAUGAAGAGGAGAAAGAAAAGCUCGAGGAGUUGGCCUCGGCCGAGGGUGUCGAUCUCUUGUAUGACUACUGCAUUCGUGAAAAGAAGACGUACGCCGAAGUGCUCACCGACUUCCCGAGCGUGACGGUGCCGUUGACGAUCCUGCUGCAGCUCAUUCCUCGCCAGCAGCCUCGCUCAUACUCCAUCUCUUCGUCGGCUCUGCUUCACCCUGGUCGCGUGCACCUGACAGUGGCCAUCGUGGACUUCUUGACACCGUACAAGCGCCGCCGCAACGGCAUUUGCUCGUCGUUUUUCACCUCGCUCGAUCCGUCGAAGGAGCAGAAGCGAGUGCCCAUGUGGAUCAAGAAGGGUCUGUUUGAGCCGCCGAGCCUAGAUCGUGACGUGCUGCUCAUUGGACCAGGAACCGGGCUCGCCAGCAUGCGGGCAAUGGUGCAAGAGCGACAGUUCCUGCGUAAGCAGAGUGAGGGCAACGCACCAGGAACAACAUACCUCUACUUUGGUUGUCGCCAUGAAAGCAAGGAUUUCCUGUACGGGGACGAGCUUCGACGACUGGUGACUUCAGGCGAUCUCACGGAGCUGCACACUGCGUUCUCGCGUGACCAGGACCACAAGAUCUACGUGCAGACGCGUCUGGCUGAAAACAAGGAGGCCAUCUUCGACUUCGUCAUGAACGGCGAGGGCUGCAUCUACAUCGCCGGGUCCGCCAAGCGCAUGCCCAACGACGUCUACGAAGUGCUCCGUGACAUCCUUCGGUCUGUAGGCAAACUCCCGCUACCGACUGCAGAGAAGGUGAUGAAGGCGUUGGCCCGCAAGAAACGCUACGUCGUCGAAUCUUGGUCGUAGGAACCUUCACAGCCAGCAGCUUGUACAGAGCAAGGUUAGACCAACACGAUUUCCACGGACCCAAAGUCUCCAUCACCCCCCCCCCCAUUUGAUUCGCUAAAACCAUUGCAAAUCUCGAG